Dryobates pubescens (Downy woodpecker) is the source of this 1073-nucleotide messenger RNA. It is a transcript of the gene TAMALIN, whose product is annotated as trafficking regulator and scaffold protein tamalin. Gene Ontology annotation, cellular component: plasma membrane. Bases 1 to 999 code for a protein of 332 amino acids. NCBI's taxonomy places the organism in Eukaryota, Metazoa, Chordata, Aves, Piciformes, Picidae. Gene Ontology annotation, molecular function: protein binding. The transcript has 8 exons. The record is from RefSeq and is a predicted model, not a curated record. Gene Ontology annotation, biological process: signal transduction.
AUGACCCUGCGGCGGCUGCGGCGGCUCCGGCCGAAGGAGGAGGAUGAGGAGGAUGCGGCGGCAGCUCCACCGGUACCGGAGCCUACCGGCCCCGCCGAUGUCUACCGGGCACUGGCGGCCGCCGGCGGCACCCUGCCCCGGGUGCGCAAGGCUGCAGGGUUCAAGUGGGCAUCCCCGAGCCAGUCCCCGGAGGAGCACAGGAGGGUGGUGACGCUGGAGAAGAAGGCAGAAGAGACCUUCGGCUUUGAGAUCCAGACCUAUGGGCUGCACCACCAGGACAAGAACAGUGUGGAGAUGUUCACCUUCGUGUGCAGGGUGCACGGUGGGAGCCCGGCCGAGGCAGCAGGACUCAAGGCUGGGGACACCAUCACGGGGGUGAACGGACUCAAUGUGGAGGGCAUCCGGCACCGUGAGAUCGUGGAGAUCAUCAAGAGCUCGGGCAACAUGCUCCGGCUCGACACUCUCUAUGGGACCUCCAUCCGGAGGGCUGAGUUGGAGGCCAGGCUGCAGUACCUGAAGCAAACGCUCUACGAGAAGUGGGGGGAGUACCGCUCGCUGAUGGUGCAGGAGCAGCGGCUGGUGCGGGGCGUGGUGGCCAAGGACCCCAGCAUCUACGACACGCUGGAGUCGAUCCGGUGGUGCCUGGGGGAGGGGGGGCUGCCCGGCGGCUCCUCCCGUGCCAGCGGCAGCGAUGAGUCCCUGUACCAGACCUGCGUCUUCGCCUCCACCGACUCCCUGGACGGCGACAAGGACAAGGACGGGGACCAAGCGUGCCCCGCACCCCCCCCACCGCGACCCCGGCCAGCCCUGGCCCGCAGCGCCAGCCUCAAAUGUGCCGGGGGGCCGGGGGCUGCCGGGCGCCUGUGGGCCCGGGCCGGGGAGCCCGGGGAGGGGGCGGCUGCCCCCCGUAAAGGGAGACACAGCAGCUUCCGCCAGCGGCUGCUGAAGUUCAUCCCGGGACUGAACAGGGCGCUGGAGGAGGAGGAAAGUCACCUCUAGCCGGGGGCACCGCGGCCCCCCCAGGCCUAUUUAUUUAUUUAUUGCGAGGGGCUGCCUCUGUCCCUCCCCCCUCC